UGUGGCACAUAUACACCAUGGAAUACUAUGCAGCCAUAAAAAAGGAUGAGUUCAUGUCCUUUGCAGGGACAUGGAUGAAGCUGGAAACCAUCAUUCUGAGCAAACUAUCACAAGGACAGAAAACCAAACACCGCAUGCUCUCGCUCAUAGGAGGAUGGGGCCCUGUCUGUCUUGUUCUCAGCUGUAUUCCCAGUACCUAGGACUGUCCCAGACACACAGCAGCCCUCCCCUGGCCCUGGACCCUCCAAGGAGACAGCGGCAGGAGCGCACGGUCUACACUGAAAGCCAGCAGAAAGUGCUAGAAUUUUACUUUCAGAAGGACCAGUACCCGAACUACGACCAGCGACUGAAUCUGGCGGAGAUGCUCAGCCUCAGGGAGCAACAGCUGCAGGUGUGGUUCAAGAAUCGCCGCGCCAAACUAGCUCGGGAGCGGCGGCUCCAGCAGCAGCCCCAGCGCGUCCCUGGGCGGAGAGGCCGAGGAGCCCGCGCUGCGCCCCUAGUCCCUGCAGCCGCUGCCUCCGCACCUCAGCCGGGCCCCUCGGGAAUCCUUCCAGCGGCGGAACCCACGAUCUGCAGCCUCCACCAGGCCUGGGGUGGCCCUGGGUGCAGAGCCCAGAAGGGCAUCCCAGCUGCCCUGAGUCCAGGCCCUGGCCCGAUCCCUGCCCCAAUCCCAGGCCCAGCUCAGGUCCCAGGCCCACUCCCUGACCCAAUCCUAGGCCCAGCCCAGAUCCCAGGCCCACUCCCUGGCCCAAUUCCAGGCCCAAUUCCAGGCCCAGCUCAGAUCCCAGGCCCAAUCCCAGGCCCAAUUCCAGGCCCAGCUCAGAUCCCAGGCCCAAUCCCAGGCCCAAUUUCAGGCCCAGCUCAGAUCCCAAGCCCGAUCCCAGCCCCAAUCCCAGGCCCAAUUUCAGGCCCAGUCCAGAUCCCAGGCCCAUUCCGUGGCCCAAUCCCAGGCCCAAUUUCAGGCCCAGCCCCGAUCCCAGGCCCAAUCUCAGGCCCAUUCUCAGGCCCAAACCCAGGCCCGAUCCCAGGCCCAAUCUCAGGCCCGAUCCCAGGCCCAAUCUCAGGCCCAAACCCAGGCCCGAUCCCAGGCCCAAUCUCAGGCCCGAUCUCAGGCCCGAUCCCAGGCCCGAUCCCAGGCCCAAUCCCAGGCCCAAUCUCAGGCCCAGGCCCAAUCAUAGGCCCGAUUCCCAGCCCAGCCCAGAUCCCAGGCCCAGGCAGACUCCAAGGCCCAGGUCCCAUCAUAAGUCCUGGCCGGAUGCGAAGCCCUGGCUCACUUCCAGGCCUAGCCCCGAUUUUAGGCCCAGGCCCAGGCCCAGGCUCAGGCUCAGUCCCAGUCCCAGCUCCAAUCCCAGGCCCAGGAUCACUCCCAGCCCCAGCCCCCUUAUGGCCUCAGAGCCCCGAUGCCUCCGACUUCUUGCCAGACAACCAGUUAUUCCCUCACUUCACAGAGCUGCUCCCACCCCUAGACCCCUUGGAGGGAUCCUCAGUCUCCACCAUGACCUCUCAGUACCAAGAAGGGGAUGACUCUAUGGGCAAAAAACACUCAGGGUCUCAUCCCCAAGAGGAGGGUGGCUCUGUGAAUGAAAAUCACUCAGGCCCCAGGUUAUUACUGGAUUUAUAGGGGGCCUGUGCCUGCAAAGUUCUUCAGAUCCCAGUGGGCCUGGAGUGGCUGAUCUACACUGCUGGUGACUUUCUGCA
Messenger RNA from Pan troglodytes (chimpanzee), 1698 nucleotides. It is a transcript of the gene TPRX1, whose product is annotated as tetrapeptide repeat homeobox 1. Gene Ontology annotation, cellular component: nucleus. Gene Ontology annotation, molecular function: DNA-binding transcription factor activity, RNA polymerase II-specific; RNA polymerase II cis-regulatory region sequence-specific DNA binding. The coding region runs from base 71 to 1621 and encodes 516 amino acids. Gene Ontology annotation, biological process: regulation of transcription by RNA polymerase II. The transcript has 4 exons. The record is from RefSeq and is a predicted model, not a curated record. Lineage: Eukaryota; Metazoa; Chordata; Mammalia; Primates; Hominidae.